Molecule: messenger RNA, 1263 nt
Organism: Drosophila persimilis
Lineage: Eukaryota; Metazoa; Arthropoda; Insecta; Diptera; Drosophilidae
Product: ERI1 exoribonuclease 2
Exons: 3
Coding region: 122-793 (223 amino acids)
Biological process (GO): exonucleolytic trimming to generate mature 3'-end of 5.8S rRNA from tricistronic rRNA transcript (SSU-rRNA, 5.8S rRNA, LSU-rRNA)
Molecular function (GO): 3'-5'-RNA exonuclease activity; nucleic acid binding
Source: RefSeq, a predicted model, not a curated record
CGGCCUUCAUAAAAGUGUACAAAGCAACUGGGCUAAUACAUCAGAGAAUAUUCCUGAAAGGAGCUCGUCCAGAUCCAGUUAAAGAAAGUUAAAGAAUUCACGCAAAUCCAAGAAGUUUACAAUGCAUCCUUUUACUUAUGCCAUAUCCGUGGACUUCGAGGCCACCUGCUGGGAAAAUCAACCGGCUCAACAAUUUAGAUUGUCGGAGAUAAUUGAGUUCCCAGCCAAUUUGGUCAAUCUGAAAACGGGAAUGGUCGAGGCGGAGUUUCACAAGUACGUGAUGCCCGUGGAGUCGCCGCAACUGAGCGAAUACUGUACCAGUCUGACGGGCAUUCAGCAGAAGACUGUGGAGGCGGGAGUGCCACUGCAGACGGCACUCAAUUCCUUUAUCGAAUGGCUGAAGAAGGAAUUGAGCGCCCGCAACCUGGUGCUACCAAAGAUGAGUAUGACCAAUCCACAGGGAAACUGUUUCUUCGUCACCUGGACGAACUGGGACUUUGGAAUCUGUCUGGCCAAGGAGUGCGCACGCAAGAAUAUACGUAAACCAACCUGCUUCAAUCAGUGGAUAGACGCGAGGGCCAUCUACAAGAAGUGGUACAAGUAUUGUCCCUUCAGCUUCAACAAUGCCCUGGAACAUGUGAGGCUGACCUUCCAGGGACGUGCUCACUCCGGCAUGCAUGAUGCCAAGAAUCUGGGCAGUCUCAUUUGCAAGAUGUUUCGUGAUGGAGCCCCCUUUUCGAUCACCAAGGAUCUGACACCACAUAAGGAGCUCAACGAGAACCGUGGCUUCUGAGCUUAAGCGGUCAGCCAUCAGCCAUUAGCCAUCCCAGCCAGAGCCAAAGCCCCCCAGCCAGAGCAUAAUAAUCCAUUUGUUUUUUGGACUAUGUUUAAUAUUCAACGCCACAGUAACCCAAGGACACUAAUGCUGACUGAGAGAUGGGCCCAAUUUAAACACAAAUAAAUAACGACUUGACAUUUGAAGUGCAUCGCCAUCGCAGCAAAGCCCCAGCACCUGCAUCUGGAUAUCAAAAGCCAGCAAGAAAACCACAACACUAAAAAUCCACUCAUUCUAUUGGGUGUAGAGAAUGAUUAUGAGUUUUGCAUAAUCUGAACACAAAUAAAUUAAAUUGAUGUGCAACGCAAUGACAGCCGAUCGCCUGCCAGCAGCCAUUAGCCAUCCCACCAAAGCAGAAUGAGCCAGAACACAAAAAAAGCCAUUUAUAUAUUUGAUUAUAUUUAAUACACUACAAUUCUGAAACCACA